Messenger RNA from Clupea harengus (Atlantic herring), 990 nucleotides. RefSeq names its product trypsin-like. Gene Ontology annotation, molecular function: serine-type endopeptidase activity. Gene Ontology annotation, biological process: proteolysis. The record is from RefSeq and is a predicted model, not a curated record. Lineage: Eukaryota; Metazoa; Chordata; Actinopteri; Clupeiformes; Clupeidae.
GUUAGUCUUUUCACAAGACACGCAGCCCUCUCAAGCACUCAGAUAAAGGUUCCAGAGACACCUGCAGCUUUCCCACAGUAAUGAUAAAACUUGAGGUGGUUGUGGGCAGGCAGGAGGUAUAAAAAGGAAGGAAGAUGCCCAUGUCUCACAGCAAACAGCUUGCAGACCGGCGUGGACAUGAAGACCCUGAUAUUGUUGGCAUUGCUCGAAGUGGCAUGGGCGUCCGAUGAGAAGGUGGUGGGAGGUUAUGAGUGCCCCAGGCACUCCGCACCCUACCAGGCCUCCCUGAGUGACGGUUAUUUCCACUUCUGCGGUGGCUCCCUCAUCUCCAGCCAGUGGGUUGUGUCUGCUGCCCACUGCUACAAGUCUCGCAUCCAGGUGCGCCUUGGUGAGCACAGCCACUCCUCCAACGAGGGCAGCGAACAGUUCAUCGACUCCGCCAAGAUCAUCAAGCACCCCAACUACAACGACAACACCCUGGACAACGACAUCAUGCUCAUCAAGCUGAGCCGCCCGGCUGCACUCAACAGCUACGUCCAGACUGUGGCCCUGCCCAGCAGAUGCCCCGUGGCCGACGAGGGCUGCAUGGUGUCCGGAUGGGGUAACACCAUCACAAGCGGAACUGCCAUGCCUGACCGCCUGCAGUGCCUUAGACAACCCAUCAUCGAUGAUCGCAUCUGCAAGAAUGCCUAUCCCCACCUGAUGACUGAGAACAUGCUCUGUUCUGGCUUCAUGCAUGGAGGAGCCAGCAGCUGCCAGGGUGACUCUGGCGGACCUCUGGUGUGCGGUGGCCAGCUGCAGGGUGUGGUCUCCUGGGGCUAUAAGUGUGCUAUGGCGGACCACCCCAGUGUCUACGCCCGCGUGUGCCGCUACAACAGCUGGAUCCAGGGUGUCAUGAACAGCAACUAAAAACCCAUACACACCUCUGUUCCAAUGAGACAAUGUUGUCAUGAUGAACUCUAUGGCCAAUAAAGACAUUCUGGACUGAAA